CAAACCCACAAUUUUCAUACAAUGAUACAGUACUCCAGUCGUCUACACUAGAGGUCCCUUUCUACAUGUACCCUCCCCAUGCCUUCAGCAGUAUGCUCGAUUGUGACAUCACACAAGCGAGCAAUAUGAAACACACUCACGCGAUUUUUUUUAUAGAGAAGCUGGCUAACCAUCAUUUGCUAACAACACCAGAUAGGGCUGAGGUCUUUGUAAUACCUGUGCUGGGUGACUACAUAUCACGGGGUAUGUGUAAGAACAGCAUUGAUUACCAUAUUGACGAUAUUAUCAGUGUUCUUGACGAGCAAGGCUUCAUACACCACAAGAGACAUCUGAUAAUAUUGAGCGACUUCAAAUCAACAAAUAUGGCCGGACGUUUGCGUCAGAGAUUUCCACGGUUAAUUAUAGGGGGCAUGGAAAGUUGGCCUGGGACAGAAGGCUGGAUAGGGCUUGGCUACAGCACCCACUACGCCGUGUUCGCACCAGGAAGAUUCAGCAGACAACAGUGGCUGAUGAAAGCACCAGGCCAGCCCAGAAAGUACUUCAUAGAGUUUGCCGGUCAGGUCGAUGGGAGGAGUGGAUAUGCACAUCGGAUGGCCUUGUUUAAUUCUACAGGAGACAUCCAGGAUGCAGUGAUUAUUACAUCCACUAAGAGUGUGGAGGAUGUUGCGGCAUGUGAAAAGGACAGCUUAGAUCGGUGUAUGAAGAUUCUAUCACCUCGACAAAUGAGUGCGAUCAGAGAACAAAGCAACUUCUCAUUAGCAUUCAGAGGCGAUACACUUGGGGGUGAUCGCUUUCAAAACGCAAUGUCCGCGGGGGCUAUUCCUGUAACCGUGGUUAAGAAUGCUACCACUGAUCUACAGUGGGUUCCAUUUCCCCAUAUCAUCCCAUGGAACAAGCUAGUGAUAACUAUACCAGAGGAAGACUGGAUGUUAGAUCCGGUGGGGUGCAUCAACCAGUUGCGUAGCAUACCACACACAGAGAUAUUGGAAAGACAGGCGCUUCUGGCUUACUAUAGGCCUGAUUUCGAUUGGGCUGUGCCUAACACUCGAUACCAUGAGAACAUUCUGAUCGAAUCCGUCAAUGCCCCUUGUGCUGCGUGUACAAAGCCAUAAAUAUAC
Sphaeroforma arctica JP610 is the source of this 1118-nucleotide messenger RNA. RefSeq lists its product as hypothetical. The coding region runs from base 66 to 1112 and encodes 348 amino acids. NCBI's taxonomy places the organism in Eukaryota, Ichthyosporea, Ichthyophonida. The record is from RefSeq and is a predicted model, not a curated record. Gene Ontology annotation, molecular function: glycosyltransferase activity. The transcript has a single exon.